Messenger RNA from Odocoileus virginianus texanus, 5377 nucleotides. The record is from RefSeq and is a predicted model, not a curated record. Lineage: Eukaryota; Metazoa; Chordata; Mammalia; Artiodactyla; Cervidae.
GGUUUAUGACUUCUCGGUUGUCACUGUUUUUCUUUCGUAAAUAAAUUAAAUUCGACAUUGGUAUUAACGCCAGGAUGUAUCCCUUCCCUCGCCCCACGCCUGCCCCUGUGUGCGGAGCCUUGCAGGGGCUUUGCUGAGGGCCGCCGUCUCGUGCUCGCUCUGGGCAGGGUUUUCAAGGUUGCAAAGUAAGACCUGUCAGCUGACACUUGCUCACGGGAGAGCCAUUAAGAGGGUGGUGGCCAAUGUCAGGACAACCUUGCAGCUGCAGGCGAGUCACCGGGUUUCACCCACAGCCAUGUGAGUCGUGUGCGGAGAUCUUGUGAUCAAUUAAUUGGCUACUUCAUAAUCUCCGGCCGGGCCACUACGGAGUGAGUCAGUCUAAGCCACUCAGCCUGUUGAGAGUCUUGUCUUUUGUAACCGGAGCACAAACCCAGGAACAAAAGUAGGCAGUGGGGCUUGGACUUGUUGGAUUCUAAUGGCUUUUCUGAGAGCCUGCUUUACAGAGUCUGACUUCCUAAAUCGAGGGGCUUCGUUUACAUAACAAGUGACUGUUCCUUUUUUAAAAAAAACUUCUGAAAGAGGAAAUUAGAGGGGUUGCUGCCAAGAAGCUUGUGUAACCUACCUUCUCUGUACAAGGAGUGUGCGGGUAUCAUAGGGACAGCCGAUCACUGCGGAAACCCCUCCAGCCAUAGGACCUUCCAAGUCCAUGAGGACAGUCAGAACCACCUGGAAGAGGGCUGACCCGCCGGGAGAUGUGCGGUUGCUCGGCCAGGACCACAGCCCAGCCGGGGGGCUGGCGAGACGCAGCCCGGGGUGUGAGUGAUGGGCGGCCACACAGAACGCUUUUCUGCACAAGGACACAGAAGCGUGUGAGAGUGGGCAGGAGCCCUGAUGCCCCGGAACUCAGCAACAGUUGGUCAUGCUCAGAGCUGGACCUGAACGAGAUUCGCCUGAUCGUUUCCCAGGACUGUGACAGGAGAGGCAGACAAGUCCUGUUUGAUUCUAAAGCUGUCCACACGACGGAGGAGGUGGCAGCUCAGAGAACGGAGGACCUCCCUGUGAAAGUGCCGGCCAAAAGCUGCCUAGGAGGCGGCCCUGCUGCUCAUGGCCCUUCAGGGGGAUCUUUACCACAUGCCAAGGAGCAGCUUCCCAAGUACCAGUACACACGGCCCGCCUCUGAUGUCAACAUGCUCGGGGAGAUGAUGUUCGGCUCGGUCGCCAUGAGCUACCAAGGCUCCACCCUGAAGAUUCACUAUAUACGUUCUCCUCCGCAACUGAUGGUUAGUAAAGUCUUCUCGGCCAGGAUGGGCAGUUUCUGUGGGAGUACAAACAACUUGCAAGACAGCUUCGAAUACAUCAACCAAGAUCCUAACCUGGGGAAACUGAACACGAAUCAGAAUAACCUGGGUCCCUGUCGGACCGGAAGUAACCUAGCACACAGCACCCCGGUUGAUAUGCCGAGCAGAGGACAGAACGAAGACAGGGACAGCGGCAUCGCCCGGUCAGCCUCCCUGAGCAGCCUUCUGAUCACACCAUUCCCGUCUCCAAGCUCCUCCACCUCCUCGUCCAGCAGCUACCAGCGCCGCUGGCUUCGGAGCCAGACCACAAGCUUGGAAAACGGCAUCAUCCCCAGGAGGUCAAUGGAUGAGACAUUCAGCUUAGCUGAAGAAACCUGCAGUUCCAACCCGGCCAUAGUCCGGAGGAAGAAGAUUGCCAUAAGCAUCAUCUUUUCACUGUGCGAGAAGGAAGAGGCACAGAGGAAUUUCCAGGACUUCUUUUUUUCUCACUUCCCCCUGUUUGAAUCUCACAUGAACAGGCUGAAGAGUGCCAUUGAAAAGGCCAUGAUUUCCUGCAGGAAGAUAGCAGAGUCGAGUCUCCGUGUCCAGUUCUAUGUCAGCCGUCUGAUGGAAGCUCUGGGGGAGUUCAGAGGGACGAUCUGGAGCCUGUACUCCGUGCCCAGGAUCGCCGAGCCCGUGUGGCUGGCCAUGAUGUCCAGCACCUUGGAGAGGACCCAGCUGUGCCAGCGCUUCCUCAGGGAGUUCACGCUUCUGAUAGAGCAGAUCAACAAGAACCAGUUUUUUGCUGCCCUGCUGACUGCAGUCCUAACCUACCACCUGGCCUGGGUACCCACCGUCAUGCCCGUCGACCACCCACCCAUCAAAGCCUUCUCCGAGAAACGCACCUCUCAGCUGGUCAACAUGCUGGCCAAGACACACCCGUACAAUCCUCUCUGGGCGCAGCUGGGCGACCUCUACGGAGCCAUCGGCUCCCCGGUGCGGCUGACGCGCACGGUGGUGCUGGGGAAGCAGAAGGACUUGGUGCAGCGCAUACUGUACGUGCUGACCUACUUCGUGCGAUGCUCAGAGCUGCAGGAGAACCAGCUGCUGUGGAGUGGGGGCCCCGCGCGAGGCGAGCAGAUGCUGCACGGGAGCAGCAUCACCACUGCCCUGGAGAGGGGCGAGGUGGAGGAGUCCGAGUACGUGGUGGUCACGGUGAGGAGCGAGCCUGCCCUCCUGCCGCCCACCCUGCCUGUGACCACGGCUGAGGGGUCGGCUGGGGUCCCGGUGGACGCUGACCCCAGAGACCUGUGUCCCCCACUUGACGGAGAAGGAGGCGGGGCCCUGGAGAAGAGCCUGACAGCCCACGGCGCAUGGAGACCUCAGGGUGCAUCGUGCGGGGAGGAGGAGAGUAAGGAAUUCCCUCGAGGCGGCUCUGCGAGGCUCCCCAGUGGUGCAGGUGUGGGCACGGGGCUGAAGAUGAGCCCUCCAGCCAUCGGGGCAGAGCCAGGAGGGGAGGUGCCCAAGAAGCUGCCAGACCGGUCAGCGGCCAGGCCAUGCCCUGAUGGACGUCUCCGGGACAGGCCGCCCUGGGAAAAAGUCACCUUCCACAUCGGGAGCUCCGUGUCUCCAGAGUCGGACUUUGAAAGUCGCACCAAAGCAAUGGAGGAGCGGCUACAGGCCUGCAGGUGUGCGGAGCCAGAGCCGGCGCAGGGACCCCCGGCCAGGCCUGGUGCGGCUGCCGUCCCAGCCCAGGAGGGCCGGGACCAGCGCGCUCCGACAUGCUCCCGGUCCCCUGGGGCAUCUGGGGGGGCCAGAGAUGUCAGGACCGAGGCUGCCGCGGAGGUUGCUGUGGCGCCAGAUGCACGUGCCGCCUGUGCACCUGCCAACCCCGCAGGCGUGCUGGUGAAGCCGGGGGGUCUGGGGGGCAAGGAUGCAGACGCGCCCGCGAUGAGCGGGUGCACCGCUCCUGUGCCCGGUGGCGAUGCCAGCUUCAGGGUGGAAGGUGGCCUCCCCCGGAAUGAGAGCUCUGACAGUGCCCUUGGAGACAGUGAUGACGAUGCAUGUGCAGCGGCGUCGCCGGACCUGGGUCCUGGAAGUGAUCCUGAUGCGGACCGUGACCAGAGCGAAGGGUCGCUAGAGGUGGAGCUGCCACUGCCCAGGUCUCAGAGCAUCAGCAACCCCAAUGUGAGAAACUUUGGCCGCUCCCUCCUGGCGGGAUACUGCCCCACGUACAUGCCAGACCUGGUGCUUCACGGGACCAGCAGCGAUGAGAAGCUGAAGCAGUGCCUAGCAGCCGACCUGGUCCACACGGUCCAGCAUCCCGUGCUGGACGAGCCCAUCGCCGAGGCCGUAUGCAUCAUCGCAGACACAGACAAGUGGAGCGUCCAGGUGGCCACGAGUCAGAGGAAGGCAGUGGACAGCACGAAACUCGGCCAGGACGUCCUGGUGUCAAGUCAGGUGUCCAGCUUACUGCAGUCCAUCCUGCAGCUCUACAGGCUUCACCUUCCCGCCGACUUUUGCGUCAUGCACCUGGAGGACAGGCUGCAGGAGAUGUACCUGAAGAGCAAGAUGCUGUCCGAGUACCUUCGUGGACACACGCGUGUGCACGUGAAAGAACUAAGCGUCGUGCUGGGGAUCGAGUCCAACGACCUGCCUCUGCUGACGGCCAUUGCGAGCACUCACUCUCCUUACGUCGCCCAGAUACUCUUGUAAGCUAAUGCUCAGGACAGCUCCUCCUUGAAGAAAAUCGGAUUCUCAGCCAGAGGAGGAAGGACGGCAGCUCCCUGCGACCACAAGGCGCCAGCAGGGCGGACGGACGCGGUCCUCCCCGCGCUGUGCUGUGUGAGGGGGAGUCGCUUCCCGGGUGCUGGCUGGAAGCCGUAGGUUUACUGACUCCAGGCGUCUGUGUUGGCAUGGGCAGUCAGGCCUCCAUCACCCUCGAUUCAGCGUGGGUGCUGAGGGCACAGCGGUGACCAGGGACCUGAGCAUGGGCCUGAGCGACGCAGGCAUCAUCGCUGCUAGAAACAUCCCAGAGUGCAAGUGUGAGCUCCCCAAGCUGGAGGAAGCGAUCCUGCUGUCCCGAGAAGGCGAUCAGCACGGGGACCCUGGGCACCAGGCACCGCAGUGUCGUGAAGCCCGUGUGUACUGCCUCCGCUCCGCUGGCUCUGGUGUCACCAUCUGGCAGAGUGCACGAGGGGGCUGGCUGUGGGGAGCAGAGCUCCAGGGACCCACUGCUUCCGGCCUUCCCCCACUUUCCCUUGUUUGAGAUGCAGCCACGGGUAGGUUAGGGAUGGACUGUUGGUGCAAUAAACCCGAGAAUCAAUGUAGCAUCCUCGUCCCAUCCACACAGUGCACAGCAGCGGAGGGCACAGUCCGACCCCUCUCGCUUCGUCCUGAGACUUCAGAGCUCUCAGCAGCCUUGUCAAAGGGGCCGUUUACCAAAGUUAUUUCUAUAAGCUCGAGAGCAUUUCUGUGGCUAAAUCCCUCCAGCUAAAGCCACCUUUUUCCUGUAACAGUUAAUACAGAUGACUAUUUACACUUUAAAAGGCACAGCUGUCCAGGUGGGAAGUGAAAUUUGCAACAGUUCAGGAUGACUUAUGAAUCAGUUUGAACAUUUCUAAACAAUCCAUCUAUGAGCUCAAUUUUUACUCCAUCAUCUCUGUGCCUUCCAAACCCUACAUCCUUUUCAAAACACCUUCCCAGAAAUUGACUGCCCUGUAGUAUAAAACCUGCCACAAGGCAGUAUUGCUUAAGUAUGAGCGUAGUUUGCUUUUUAAAAACGCUGAAUUUUCUGUUGAUACAAACUUUAGUUUACUGAUUGUGAAGCAGGCGAUGUCCUGACAUCCAGGGUAAAGGAAAAGACUAGUAAAUUGGUGGCUAAAAGGCAGGGCUAACCCUGUUAACAGCACACCUGUUAACACCUGCAGACCUUGAGGACGUUCAUUCUAACCAGGCUCUGAUCUCCUUCGUUAUAAAUCGAUGCCAAUCCUUUCCGUGUAGCUUCUGCACCUAAGUAUAUGAAACAACUUCCCUUUCAGGAGUUAGAAUACUCUGUCUUCAGAUUUGCUAUGUGAUAAAAUCCUAAUCCCAAACCCCAA